AACCAUCAACAAAAGAAGAAUGACGCUUCUAUAUCUUGCUCUUAUUGUACCUUUCAUGAGUCGGGAUACGUGUGCCGUCAACUGGUGCACUCAACCGAACGACAAGCCUGUCUACUGCCCCUGGAGAGGCCGCCAGCCGUAUCCGCGGCAGUGUCCCAGGGGUGAGCAGAAAACAUGUGUUGGUGGAGAACGGGUAUGCAGCUGCGAAGACGGUUAUUACAGGCGCCAUUUACAUCAAGCAUGUGUUAAAAUAACAGAGUGUGUCUACAACAAGCAUCCAAGCCCUGAGGUAAUCUUUACCGCGAAGACCCUCUUCUUAACGAAAGCAUCCUGGAAUGUAUACCACACAAAUCUUAUGAGGUGCAUGAAAUCGUCCUAUGAUCGGGUGAGUGCAGGUGGAAUAAGCCGCACAGUGGAGUUUCAUCAGAGAACUGGAACAAUAUCAGUGCCACAGUAUGACUACAAGACAGAAGCCUCGCCAGAAUUGACGCCUGAAACAACCGAGCCCACCGACGCAACAGAAAAAGAAGGUGACAAUGAGGACAGCAUGUAUCAGUGCAUUUGGUGUCUGGCGCUCCUUCCUUCCCGAGAGCCGCAAGGGAAACCUGUGCGAGACGUGCGAGACGGUACUUCUGCACGAAUGCUGGACCAGACAAAGAUGGAACCGGCGCGUGGUCAUAUGCAGCAGCAAAUAAAUGCAAGAAACAUAUUCGGCGGACCAGAAGCAACGUACACGGACUGGAAGACAAUGAAAUAUAAAGUUCAAUUACACAUUGUCCAAAAACAGGAUGGUCGUUACUUUCUUCAACUCAGUGGUUACGGUAACACGGCUCUGGCUACAGGUGUUCAAAAAGAGUAUCUUAUUUUGUACAUGGAUAACGAUUGCAUCAUUCUUGGUAUACCUCCACGAUCUGGAGAACAGCUGACCUGUUUUCAAUGGAAAACACAAAGUCAUGUCCAAAACAGCAACUCUGAUUGUGAUUUUCUUUUGGGGUACUAUUGUAUUGGCCCGAUUCCUGUCUUAGAUGACAUAGAACAAUGCAUAUAACUACAUGGUGAUGCAAUAAAUGGGAGAAAGCUUUUGU
Dermacentor albipictus is the source of this 1085-nucleotide messenger RNA. RefSeq lists its product as uncharacterized. The record is from RefSeq and is a predicted model, not a curated record. Lineage: Eukaryota; Metazoa; Arthropoda; Arachnida; Ixodida; Ixodidae.